AUGGCAGGAGGAGCAAUCAUCAACACGGCCGGGGCAAAAGACUACCCCGGAAACAUGACUCUCUUUGUCUUCUUGACCUGUCUUGUGGCCGCAACCGGAGGCCUCAUCUUUGGUUAUGACAUUGGCAUCUCAGGUGGUGUGACAUCAAUGGAUUCGUUUCUGAAGAAGUUUUUCCCAUCAGUUUACAGCAAGGAGCUGGCAAGUCAUAGCACCAACCAGUACUGCAAGUUUGAUUCUCAGGUGCUUACUAGUUUCACUUCUUCGCUCUAUCUGGCUGCGUUGAUAGCUUCUUUCUUCGCUAGUACAGUCACUAGGGUGUUUGGAAGGAAGUGGUCCAUGCUUGGUGGUGGUGUCGUCUUCUUGGUUGGUUCUGCCAUCAAUGGCGCUGCCAAGAACAUCGCCAUGCUCAUCAUUGGCCGUAUCUUACUUGGAAUUGGUGUUGGUUUUGCCAAUCAGUCUGUUCCACUAUAUCUCUCUGAAAUGGCCCCGGCGCGCCGACGUGGUUUGCUCAACAUGGGAUUCCAAUUGAUGAUCACUAUUGGCAUUCUUGUUGCCAACCUCAUCAACUAUGGAACUGCAAAAAUCAGUGGAGGGUGGGGCUGGAGAAUCAGCCUUGCUCUUGCUGCUGUCCCUGCAGCGAUUAUCACUAUAGGUUCUUUGUUCCUCCCUGAUACUCCUAACUCACUUAUUGAGCGCGGUCAUGAUGAGAAGGCUAUGAACAUGCUUCGCCGUAUUCGUGGCACUGAUGACGUGACUAUAGAGUACAAUGAUCUCGUCGUUGCUAGUGAGGAGUCCAAGGCUGUGAAACACCCAUGGAAGAACAUCAUCCAAAGGAAGUAUAGGGCCCAACUCACUAUGGUCAUCCUCAUCCCUUUUUUCCAGCAGUUGACAGGCAUUAAUGUUAUCAUGUUUUAUGCACCUGUGCUUUUCAAGACAAUUGGCUUUGGAGACAAUGCUUCUCUUAUGUCUGCAGUUAUUUCUGGUGUUGUCAAUGUCUUUGCUACCUUUGUUUCCAUCUUUUCUGUUGACAAGUAUGGUAGAAGGCUUCUCUUCUUGGAGGGUGGAAUUCAAAUGACCAUCUGUCAAAUUAUUGUUGGAACACUACUUGCUGCCAAAUUUGGGAUAAGUGGAGAAGGACAUUUGUCCAAAACUUAUGCAAGCUUUGUGGUGCUAUUCAUAUGCAUCUAUGUUGCAGGCUUUGCAUGGUCUUGGGGACCUCUUGGGUGGCUAGUCCCUAGUGAGAUAUUGCCUUUAGAAAUCCGGUCUGCUGGACAAAGUAUCAAUGUCUCUGUGAACAUGCUUUUUACUUUCCUCAUCGCACAAGUGUUUCUCUCCAUGCUUUGCCACAUGAAAUUUGGUCUCUUCUAUUUUUUUUCUGGAUGGGUGAUGAUUAUGACUAUCUUCAUUUAUUAUUUCUUACCGGAAACUAAGAACAUGCCUAUUGAGGAGAUGGUCCUUGUGUGGAAGAAACAUUGGUUUUGGGGGAAGUUCAUUGCUGAUAAUGAAGUUCAUGUGGGCGAUCUAGAGAUGGGCAAUGGCGGCAGGUCUAUUUCCGUGUGAUCUUCUUCUUUGAUGAUAAACUGAAACUAUCAUGUUCUUGGAUAUAAGUA
Molecule: messenger RNA, 1610 nt
Organism: Dioscorea cayenensis subsp. rotundata (Guinea yam)
Lineage: Eukaryota; Viridiplantae; Streptophyta; Magnoliopsida; Dioscoreales; Dioscoreaceae
Product: sugar transport protein MST3-like
Exons: 4
Coding region: 1-1560 (519 amino acids)
Biological process (GO): monosaccharide transmembrane transport
Cellular component (GO): membrane
Molecular function (GO): monosaccharide transmembrane transporter activity
Source: RefSeq, a predicted model, not a curated record